Ostrinia nubilalis (European corn borer) is the source of this 974-nucleotide messenger RNA. Its product is annotated as facilitated trehalose transporter Tret1-like. Bases 29 to 565 code for a protein of 178 amino acids. The transcript has 4 exons. NCBI's taxonomy places the organism in Eukaryota, Metazoa, Arthropoda, Insecta, Lepidoptera, Crambidae. Gene Ontology annotation, molecular function: transmembrane transporter activity. The record is from RefSeq and is a predicted model, not a curated record. Gene Ontology annotation, cellular component: membrane. Gene Ontology annotation, biological process: transmembrane transport.
GUGAUAAUAUGGCGCAAGAUCUAUAAAAAUGGUGAAUCAAUCAACAUUUAAAAAUGUUAUGCCUAAAGUUUCCUCGCCUUUAUUAAAGCAAAUGCUUGUUGCAAUGUCUUGCAACAUGUUCUGCCUCAUAACUGGAUGCACGUUUGGGUUCACCGCCGUUCUUCUGCCGCAGAUUAAGAAGGACGAUGAGUUUCCUUACAGUGACACCUAUGACUCAUGGAUUGCUUCGAGUUCUUGCCUCGCAAUGGCAGUAGGCUGCUUCGCUGGAGGCCUCCUCUCCGACAGAUACGGGAGAAGAAUCACGCAUCUCAUCGUGGCAAUGCCUUUCUUGGCCGGAUGGAUCGUCCUGGCCUUCGCGAAAAACGUCCUAGCCCUCCUCAUUGGAAGAGUUCUCACAGGACUGAGUUCUGGCGUCUUUCGGUCCUUAGGCGCGAUUUACCUCGGAGAAAUAUUUCUGCCCGUCACUGUACAUUAUAAAGGUGCUUACACAUUGAUGGAUAUACGAUUUCCUAAAUACAGUCUAACAGAAAGGCAAUCUACUUCAGACGACUACAACUUACUGUAAGAGAAAUAAAAGGAUAAUUUGUUUCUGCUAUAGAUCCCGACUUCUUAAUAUUUAGUUAUUUUAACUUUAAAAAUAUUCAACAGUUAACGUUAUUAAUGGAAAAAGAUUUUAAUGUUUGUGCAAUAUUUAUUUUUACUUGCAAAAAUAAGUAAAUUGUAAUAAUGAUGAUAUUUUUCGAACUGUGUAGUGUUUUAAUAAGUUUUUGCUUUUCUACCACUAUUAAUAUUUUUUCUAUAAAAUCCUGAAUGCAGAACAUCUCAAAAAAUUAAAAUCGUGUCUAUAGCAGAUAACUAUUGUAUAUGAACAAAAAUUUACCAGUGUAAAAGGCGUACACUUAUUUACAAAACCCAGCCUUUAAGAUCCACCUACAAAGCACCAGUCUAAGUCGGAAACAAACCAAAUAUAUUAA